Messenger RNA from Mycotypha africana, 885 nucleotides. RefSeq names its product tRNA-guanine(15) transglycosylase-like protein. Lineage: Eukaryota; Fungi; Mucoromycota; Mucoromycetes; Mucorales; Mycotyphaceae. The record is from RefSeq and is a predicted model, not a curated record. The coding region runs from base 1 to 885 and encodes 294 amino acids. Gene Ontology annotation, molecular function: pentosyltransferase activity. The transcript is spliced from 2 exons.
AUGACGCCUGAUUUAUGGGCGCAAGCUAUAACUACUCUCAAGCCAGAUAUAAUGGUUGCAAUGGCGGAUACUGUAACAGAUUUAGAGGCAAAGACAAAAAGGAUUAGGCGAUCUGUUGAUAGAUCACUGCGGUGGUUGGAUGACAAUUUGGAGAAAUCAAAGGAUACAGGCAUUCCUAUAUUUGCUCACGUUAUGGGUCAUACAGACAUCGAAGAACGCGGUAGGUCAGCCAAAGAAACAGCCGAGCGCGAUGUUCAAGGAUUUGUUGUCAACGUUCUUGGAUUGAAAGAGGAUCAAUUGAGUCAGCUCGUAAAAGCAUCGACAGAAAACUUACCUACAGAUAAACCACGCGUUGCGUAUGGAUUAUCAACACCAGAGGGCAUUUUAGAGGGCGUGAAGAACGGCGUUGAUUUAUUUGACGGAAGUUAUGCCUACAAAGUAACAGAAAAAGGCAGAGCCAUUACAUUCAGAUUUGGUGAAGAUUUAAAUAAAGAUACCAGCACUGAUCAUCCGAAAACGUUGAAUUUGUGGGACAAGCAGUUAUCACAUGCAUUUGAACCUAUUGAUAAAGAUUGCGGAUGUUAUGCAUGCACACGACCUCAUACAAAGGCUUAUAUACAUCAUUUACUCAACGCACAUGAAAUGCUGGCUCCCAUCUUACUGAUGUCGCAUAAUAUCUACCAACUGGACAGAUUCAUGGCCUCUAUUCGAAAAAGCAUUGACAAUAACAAAUUUGAUGAAGAUAAAGAAUCGUUUAUGAAUUAUUACAGUCAUUCUAUAGAGAUUGAUGGCCGUAGAGGCCACGAAGAUGAAGUUGAUACUGAAUCCUUAGGUGUUCAUCUCAAAAAGAAAAGAGCCAUGUUACAUGUAAAUAUUGAACAAUAG